This is a messenger RNA of Medioppia subpectinata, 1056 nucleotides long. The record is from the annotation of a GenBank genome assembly. NCBI's taxonomy places the organism in Eukaryota, Metazoa, Arthropoda, Arachnida, Sarcoptiformes, Oppiidae.
AUGGCGGAAUUGGAGUCCAAUUUGGAGACCGUUUGCGAACACGAGCCAAAAGUCGAGUCCAGAACAGUCGCCACGCGCUCUCAUGGCGACGUCCGCGUCCACGUCCAAGGCUCUCUGGACCAGAUGCAGUCGAAGGCCGUGUUCCUCACGGUUCACGACAUCGGCGCCAACCACAGUUCUUGGAAGGACUUCGUGGACAACGAGUCGAUGCUGGAGAUCAAGAACCGCUCUGUGUUCGUCCACUUGGACGUUUGCGGUCAGGAGGCGGACGCGGAGGACCUUGAAGGCGACUUCCCCACCAUCCAGCAGAUAAGCCAUUGCGAGGAGGUGUUGGCGGACGUGUUGGACGCGCUGCACGUGCCGCUCGUGGUGGGGUUGGGGGAGGGCGCCGGCGCCAACAUCCUGGCCCGCUUCGCGCUGCGCCACCCGGAGCGCGUGCUGGGAUUGGUGCUCGUGCACCUGGUCAGCGCCGAAGUGGGCUUCCUGGACGCGCUCAAGGAUCGGCUCUUCUUCCGCCGCAACUCCCAGCAGAUGUCGCCACUGGACAUCGUCGCGCUGCACAAGAUCGGGAAGGAGCGGGACGAGACGUCGCGGCGCCUGAUGGACGCGUACGGGGCGCGCGUGCAGACCAUCAACGCGCGCAAUCUCCGCAAAUACGUGACGGCGUACAUGGAGAGGAAGGAGAUCGCGGAUCUGCGCGAGCUGGACGUGCUGCUGGUCACUGGCGCGAAGUCGCCGUACUGCGCAGGCGUGGAAGCCAUUCACUCGAAAUGCAACAAAACCAAGACUUCGCUGUUGAAAGUGGACGAAUGCACUGACGUCAUCAGCGAAUUUCCCGACAAAUUGGCGCAAAGUCUGCUUCUGUUCGCCAAGGGAUUGGGUUUUCUCACUUCCUGUCCUUCGGCCGACGGCAAGUCGCGACCCGAAGACUCUGGGCUCCAUCGGUCGCCGGCGCACUCUCUCGAUGGAGGAAUACGUUUCAACGACAACGAACUCGUGAUCAACAAUGAAGAGUUCGUUCGCCGAUCGAAACCCGAAUUCAAUGGCAGUUCUGUC